AUGGAGUCCCUCGACGAUGAUCAGAUACCUCGCGCGCCCACCCCUGUUGAGGACAACGACGAUACGCCCCGGGGUUCACUCUGCUACCCUCCCUCCAGUCAAACAUCGCUCAAUCGUAUCCCAACUGAGCUUUUUAUAUCUCCAAGUGCCCCUACUGGAUCCCAUUCAUCAUUGACGCGCGUACCUACCGAGACCCUGUCCUCGUCUCAGCAGUCCCAGCAGUCCGAUGGCUCAUCCGCGUCAACAGUCAUCUUCAUAAUCAAUCCGAACGCUCAGACUGGUUUCACGGGCAACCCGCCGACUACCGCUACUGCUGUUCGAGCCCACAGCAGCCUGUAUACGCCUACUCACUUGAACGACGAACAGUUACAAGCACUCGUGUUGGAACGGCAGUACGAACAGGAGGCUGUGCUACGCCAACUCCUAGAAGGCCGGGGCGUCCAGAUCUACUCCCGCGUUGGUGAGACGCAGGCUACAACGCUCAUGCGACUCGCUGCGGAGUGUCUACGUUCUCCACAGAGGCCGCCGACUGACGCAACUACAACUGCGACGCAUGCUAUCCCCGCCCGCAUGGAUGUGCAGUACCUCGGCGAGUUCGAGUCGGGCCAGCUCUGGGCGUGA
Peniophora sp. CBMAI 1063 is the source of this 621-nucleotide messenger RNA. The record is from the annotation of a GenBank genome assembly. NCBI's taxonomy places the organism in Eukaryota, Fungi, Basidiomycota, Agaricomycetes, Russulales, Peniophoraceae.